Molecule: messenger RNA, 903 nt
Organism: Paramecium octaurelia
Lineage: Eukaryota; Ciliophora; Oligohymenophorea; Peniculida; Parameciidae
Source: the annotation of a GenBank genome assembly
AUGAGAAGCUUAUUUAUUUUGUUUGGCUACCUUGUGUUUAAGUUAAAUUCUGNAUUUAAAUAUUUACUUUAGAUAAAACUGCAUAAGAAUGUGGUCUCUACACUCAAUUUCUUUAACGAUAGAUCACAAUUAAUUAGCGGGUCAUAUGGUUCAUCUAUUUUAAUUCAUUCCUUGAAUUUGUUAUCUAGUUCCAAACAUAUAGCAACACUGAAAGAACAUACUCGUUUAAUUACUUGUUUGGUUGUGAUUUAAAAUUCAGAAAACCUUCUUAUCAGUGGAUCAUCUGACAAGAAUAUUAAAUUUUGGACACAUUCAUAAAAUUCCUGUUGGAGUUGUACAUAAACAAUCAGCGAACACCUAGAUUAAGUAAAUGGAUUAUCUCUAAAUCAAGGGAAUAAGUAAUUGAUUUCCUGUGGUAGAGAUAAGUAAAUUUUAAUAAUGGAUAAGUCUGCUGAUUAAUUUUGGUAUGUUAAACAGAAGAUUCAAGAAAAUGGAUUUCGCAUAUCUUUUAUUACAACAGAUAUUUUUGCAUUCCAGCCUUUUGAUGGAACUCAUUUAUUUCUAUACACAUUGGAUCCUGCCACUGGACUUUUCAUAAAAUCAAGAGAACUUGCAGUUUCUAGAAGUGGGUAGGCCUGCUAGUAUUUUUUCCCUUAAGUCUAUGUUGCUUCUAAAUAACUCUUAGUCUCUAAAAAUGGAUAUUGGGUUAAUUUAAUAAAAUUCAACUUUCAUUCUUAAGGUUGGGACUGCAAAUUAGAAGUAGAAUUAAACUUUGAUUAAUCAGGUAAUUUUGGAAACAUUUUUGGAACAAUAAGCAAUAAUGGAGAAUUUUUGGUUACAUGGGAUUGCAAGUCUGGCACCAUAGAGUUUAGAAAAUUAAUAUAUAAAUAAUAAAUUGAAUGA